UCAGUACUGGCCGAGUUUUUGGUGAACGCAGGCCUCAAACCUCUUUCGAUCGCCUCGUACAACCAUCUCGGUAACAACGACGGCCACAACUUGUCGGCCGAGCGCCAGUUCAAGAGCAAGGAGAUCAGCAAAAGCAGUGUGGUCGAUGACAUGGUUGCUGCCAACCGGCUGCUCUUCAAGGCCCCCGAACCCGAGACCAAGGGCAAGGGCGAGCACCCCGAUCACAUCGUCGUCAUCAAGUACGUCCCUGCUGUCGGUGACAGUAAGCGGGCGAUCGACGAGUACUACUCCGAGAUUUUCUGUGGUGGUCGUUCUACCAUCAACAUCUUCAAUGAGUGCGAGGACUCGCUGCUCGCCACUCCGUUGAUCCUCGACCUGACCAUCCUCACCGAGUUGCUCACCCGUGUGAAGUACCGAAAGGCUUCGGAGAAGGAAUUUGCGCCGUUGUAUGCGGUGCUCUCCUUGCUUUCGUACAUGCUCAAGGCGCCGUUGGUCAAGCCUGGCACUGAAGUUGUGAACAGCCUCAACCGUCAGCGCAAUGCGCUUGAGAGCUUCCUUAAGGCCUGCAUUGGGCUCGAGGGCAGCAGCGACCUCCUGCUCGAGACUCGAAUUUGGUAA
Messenger RNA from Mycena citricolor, 618 nucleotides. NCBI's taxonomy places the organism in Eukaryota, Fungi, Basidiomycota, Agaricomycetes, Agaricales, Mycenaceae. The record is from the annotation of a GenBank genome assembly.